Molecule: messenger RNA, 5433 nt
Organism: Tachyglossus aculeatus (Australian echidna)
Lineage: Eukaryota; Metazoa; Chordata; Mammalia; Monotremata; Tachyglossidae
Gene: PARD3
Product: par-3 family cell polarity regulator
Exons: 25
Coding region: 1-4074 (1357 amino acids)
Biological process (GO): establishment of centrosome localization; intracellular protein localization; establishment of cell polarity
Cellular component (GO): cell cortex; apical junction complex; adherens junction
Molecular function (GO): phosphatidylinositol binding; protein binding
Source: RefSeq, a predicted model, not a curated record
AUGAAAGUGACCGUGUGCUUCGGCAGGACCCGGGUGGUCGUGCCCUGCGGGGAUGGGAAUAUGAAAGUUUUCAACCUCAUCCAGCAAGCCGUCACCCGCUACAAGAAGGCCAUCGCCAAGGAGCCAAAUUAUUGGAUACAAGUGCAUCGUUUGGAACAUGGUGAUGGAGGAAUCCUCGAUCUGGAUGACAUCCUCUGUGACGUUGCAGAUGACAAAGACAGACUUGUGGCCAUAUUCGACGAACAAGAUCCACAUCAUGGGGGUGACGGCACCAGUGCCAGCUCCACCGGGACCCAAAGUCCUGAGAUUUUUGGCAGUGAGAUGGGUGCCAACAACGUCUCCGCCUUUCAGCCUUACCAAGCCACAAGUGAAAUUGAGGUCACACCUUCGGUUCUCCGAGCAAAUAUGCCCCUUCAUGUACGGCGGAGCAGUGACCCUGCACUAAUUGGCCUCUCUACUUCUGUCAGUGAAACAAAUUUUUCCUCUGAGGAGCCAUCAAGGAAAAACCCUACAAGAUGGUCCACCACAGCUGGUUUUCUGAAGCCAAACACUUCUGGGAGUCCCAGUAGUCGUGAUAGGAAGAAAGAUGAAAACUACCGAAGCCUUCCCCGGGAUACUAGUAACUGGUCUAACCAGUUUCAGAGAGACAGUGCUCGCUCAUCAUUAAGUGCCAGUCAUCCCAUGGUGGACACGUGGCUGGAGAGGCAAGAACAGGAUGAAGAUGGGACAGAGGAGGAUAACAGCCGUGUUGAACCAGUUGGUCAUGCUGACACGGGUUUGGAGAACACCACCAACUUUUCACUAGAUGAUAUGGUAAAGCUCGUAGAAGUCUCCAACGAUGGAGGGCCACUGGGAAUCCAUGUAGUGCCUUUCAGUGCCCGAGGUGGAAGAACCUUGGGGUUAUUAGUAAAACGACUGGAGAAAGGCGGUAAAGCUGAGCAAGAAAAUCUUUUUCACGAGAAUGAUUGCAUUGUCAGGAUUAAUGAUGGAGACCUUCGCAACAGAAGAUUUGAACAAGCACAACAUAUGUUCCGCCAAGCCAUGCGUACACCCAUCAUUUGGUUCCAUGUGGUUCCUGCAGCAAAUAAAGAACAGUAUGAACAACUAUCCCAAAGUGAAAAGAACAAUUACUAUGCCAACCGAUUCAACCCUGACACCCAGUAUAUUGACAACAAGAGUGUUAACAGUGCAGGAUUCCAUGCCCUACAAAGAAUACCCAGGCUGAAUAAUCAAGCUGAGCAAACAGACUCUUACUCACAACUACCUCACAGUGCGAACUUAUCAGGAAAAUUGCCAUCAGCCCUGGCUCCGGCGCAACAAAAUGUCCUAAAUGCAAAUCCAAACAGUGGUUAUAGCACCAAAAAGAUAGGGAAGAGACUCAGUAUCCAGCUUAAAAAAGGUACAGAAGGCUUGGGGUUUAGUAUCACUUCACGAGAUGUCCCUAUUGGCGGCUCUGCUCCCAUUUAUGUGAAAAAUAUCCUUCCUCGAGGAGCAGCCAUUCAAGAUGGGAGACUGAAGGCAGGAGAUCGGCUUGUGGAGGUAAAUGGAGUAGAUUUAACAGGCAAAACCCAGGAAGAAGCUGUCUCCCUGCUGAGAAGCACCAGGAUGGGAGGGACUGUGAGUCUCUUGGUCUUUCGUCAGGAAGAAACCUUCCAUCCAAGGGAACUGACUGCAGAACCAAGCCAGACUCAGAUGCCAAAGGAAACGAAAGCAGAGGACGAAGAUCUUGUUCUUACACCUGAUGGCACCAGAGAAUUCUUGACAUUUGAAGUUCCACUUAAUGAUUCCGGAUCAGCUGGACUUGGUGUCAGUGUCAAAGGCAACCGGUCCAAAGAGAACCAUGCAGAUUUGGGGAUUUUUGUCAAAUCCAUUAUCAAUGGAGGAGCAGCAUCUAAGGACGGAAGGCUUCGGGUGAAUGAUCAGCUGAUAGCAGUAAAUGGAGAAUCCCUGUUGGGCAAGACAAACCAAGAUGCCAUGGAAACCUUAAGGAGGUCCAUGUCUACGGAAGGAAACAAGCGAGGAAUGAUUCAGCUUAUCGUGGCAAGGCGCAUAAGCAAGUGCAGUGAGCUCAAGUCACCUGGGGCGUCCUCUGGGCCUGAGCUUCCCAUCGAGACUGUGCUGGAUGACCGGGAACGAAGAAUUUCCCAUUCCCUCUACAGCGGGAUUGAGGUCCUUGAUGAAUCUCCCACGAGGAAUGCUGCCCUCAGUAGGAUAAUGGGUAAAUACCAGCUGUCUCCAACAGUGAACAUGCCCCAAGAUGACACUGUCAUUAUAGAAGAUGACAGACUACCAGUACUCCCUCCACAUCUUUCGGACCAGUCGUCUUCCAGCUCCCAUGAUGAUGUGGGAUUAGUAACAGCAGAUGCUGGACCCUGGGCUAAAGCCACAAUUAGUGAUUCCGCAGACUGCACCCUGAGUCCAGACGUCGAUCCAGUUCUUGCCUUCCAGCGAGAGGGAUUUGGACGCCAGAGUAUGUCAGAAAAACGCACAAAGCAAUUUUCAGAUGCCAGUCAAUUGGAUUUCGUUAAAACACGAAAAUCAAAAAGCAUGGAUUUAGGUAUAGCUGACGAGACUAAGCUCAAUUCAGUGGAUGACCAGAAAACAGGUUCCCCCAGCAGAGAUAUAGGACCAUCAUUGGGCUUGAAGAAAUCCAGCUCAUUAGAAAGCCUGCAGACGGCCGUGGCUGAGGUGACCUUGAAUGGUGACAUCCCCUUCCAUCGUCCACGCCCCCGAAUAAUUCGAGGGCGAGGAUGCAAUGAGAGCUUCAGAGCUGCAAUUGACAAGUCCUAUGACAAACCUGCUGCUGACGAUGAUGACGAAGGCAUGGAGACUUUGGAAGAAGACACAGAGGAAAGUUCAAGAUCAGGAAGAGAAUCUGUGUCUACUGCCAGUGACCAGCCAUCCCACUCUCUGGAGAGACACAUGAAUGGAAACCAAGAUAAAGGGGAUAAGACUGACAGGAAAAAGGAGAAAACUGGUAAAGAGAAGAAGAAAGACAGAGAUAAAGAAAAGGACAAAAUGAAGGCAAAAAAAGGAAUGCUGAAAGGCUUGGGAGACAUGUUCAGGUUUGGCAAACAUCGAAAAGAUGACAAGAUUGAGAAAACGGGUAAAAUAAAAGUACAGGAAGCCCUUACUUCAGAAGAGGAGAGAAUACGAAUGAAGCAAGAACAGGAGAGAAUUCAAGCCAAAACACGAGAAUUUCGAGAGAGACAAGCUCGAGAACGUGACUAUGCCGAAAUUCAAGAUUUUAAUCGGACUUUUGGCUGUGAAGAUGAUUCAAUGUAUGCUGGGAUUCCUUCAUAUGACCCUACAAAUAGUGGGACAGCAACUCUAAAUACUCGGCCCCAAAGUCCUCGAGAAGGCCACACCAUGGAAGCUUUGUAUGCACAAGUAAAGAAGCCCCGGAAUUCCAAGUCUUCACCUUUAGACAGCAACAGAUCAACUCCGAGCAACCACGAUCGGAUACAGCGUCUGAGGCAAGAAUUUCAGCAGGCAAAGCAGGAUGAAGAUGGAGAAGACCGGAGACGUACCUAUAGUUUUGAACAACCCUGGCCAAACACCAAAACAUACACCCAGAGUGGACGACAUUCCGUAUCUGUGGAAGUACAGAUGCAGCGGCAGAGGCAGGAGGAGCGAGAGAGUUUUCAGCAAGCCCAGCGCCAGUACAGUUCCUUACCCAGACAAAGCAGAAAAAAUGCCAGUUCUGUGUCUCAAGACUCCUGGGAACAGAACUACUCACCAGGAGAAGGGUUUCAGAGCGCGAAGGAGAACCCACGGUACCUGAGUUACCAGGGGUCCCGAAAUGGCUACAUGGGGGGCCAUGGCUUCAAUGCCAGGGUGAUGUUGGAGACACAGGAACUGCUUCGCCAGGAACAGAGGCGGAAAGAGCAACAGCUCAAAAAGAAGACCCCUCCCGACGGACCAAACAGCUAUGACUCCUAUAAGAAGGUCCAGGACCCCAAUUUCACACCCCCUAAGGGCCCCUUCCGGCAAGACGUACCCCCCUCCCCUUCUCAGGUAGCCAGGCUGAACCGAUUACAGACUCCUGAAAAGGGACGACCAUUCUACUCUUGAGGGGGAGUCAAGGUAGAUUCUGACGUAUGAUGCAAUAAAGGACAUUUUCCUAUGAAGACUUGUAUUUUGAAAAGUGUUUUCUUUUUUUUUUUCUUCUUUUUAAAGCAGGACGGUACUAAGGAAUAUCUCUGUUGUCUGUUUCAGUGCCUUUAGCAAUGUGGGCAAGGAAGUGAUGUCCGUGCCACUAGGUCUCAAGUGUUAUUUCCAUGGCAGGAUUUUUCCAUCACCUGACAAUCAUCCUGUAAUUACACUUUAAGCAUCUCCCUUGGCUUCCCCGCAUCUUAGCCCAGCAUCCAUUCGCUAUCCCUGGCUCAUUAUUCAGAUCUGCAAGAUUACCUUCUGCUCUUUCACCAACAUGCAGCUUUGUUGCAUAAAAAGAUAGAGGACCGCAUUUUACAUCUGUUUUACUCAAUUGGAUGUGGGAUUAUGUAUCAAUCUCUGAGGGAUAAAAGAUCCCUGAGGACUACGCUUAAAAAAUGUUUCAUGGUGGAAUCAUUUACAGUACUUGUUGAUCAAUAUUUAAGUGCCCUGUCUCCUCCCUCAGCUCAUUUGAGAAGAAAACCCAUCUUUAGCCUUAUUCAAAGGCAGGGCAACAAACAUUAUGGUUUUCAGUAAUCACAGGGAUCCUUUUUUUUUUUUACAAGUUUACCUUAUAUCUCAACAUUAUCAGCACAAUUCCUAAUGAAGACUAUAGAAACAUAUAUUUAUAAAUACAUUUUCUCCAUCAUGGCCAUAAGGCAUUCUUCCACUUUCAUAACCACAGGGAAAGAGGCCCACAUUUACCACUGGUACAGAGGAGUGUGAGUGGGCUGAUUAAACUGAAUUUUAACAUGUGAAAAUGGUGUACAUGUGAAAAUGGUAAUUUUUUUAGGUAUUUUUUUGGAUAGGAAGGUUUAGAGCAGGACAAAGGGAAAUCAGACUGUUGAUUUUUGGAUCAAAAAGCUAAUCUGCUUCUUACAAUUUGCAAAGUCUUGCUACCAUUGACAGUUGCCUUGUGCUUCCAUCUACUGUAUCUUUGUAUUAUGAUACCACACUAAAAAAACCCUGUAAACUGUAUGAAUUAAAGAUAAGUGGAAGAAAACUGUUACACUUCAUACUGAAAACACUACAAUGUCCAAAAAUAACUAACAAAAAAGAUUGCUCUAGCAGUGAUAUUUUUAAUGUGCAUAUGGGAUAUGAGAAUUUCUGUUGCAGCAGCUGUUUUUACGUUUGUUGGUAUGAACUUCAUGUAUUGUAAAAUAUAGCUGGGUUGCUAAAGUGCCUGCAAAUCCUGUGAAAAAAAGCUUGAGAUUAAAGCUCAGCAUAUCAUGUAAAAAAAAAAAAGAGACAAAUCUUGUAUUGCGUGAUUUAAAAUAUGCC